UGAAAAGAACCACAAUUUUUAUGUUCAACUAAAAUGGAGAAGGGGAAUUACAUUUUUCAACAACCUCGUAUCUAUGUCCUAGGAUUAGCUUGUGGUUUCUUUUGGAUUUGCUUAUUGUUCUUUCAUUUUGGUCUUUUUGAAGGCACACCUUUCUUGAGCUAUACCUUACAAAUUAGUCCUAAUCCCGUAGUUAAACACGAGCACGAAAAUGCCAUAGAUACGAAACUCGAUAGUCUAGAUAAGCCUAAUGAUUUCCCUUUCGUAAAGGCAACGAGAAAAGUAGAAAAUGAAAGUGAUCCAUGUAGUGGGAGGUAUGUGUAUGUUCAUGAUCUUCCUUCGCGAUUCAAUGAAGAUAUGAUGAAGGAUUGUGGAAGUAUUAACAAAUGGUUCGAUAUGUGUAAGUUUGUAACGAAUAAUGGGCUUGGACCGCCUUUAGAGGAUAGUGAAGGCGUGUUUUCUGAUAACGGAUGGUAUGCUACUAAUCAGUUUACGGUUGAUGUAAUAUUUAACAACCGAAUGAAACAGUACGAGUGUUUGACAAAUGAUUCGUCUAUGGCUGCUGCUAUUUUUGUCCCGUUUUACGCAGGGUUUGAUGCUGCUAGAUAUCUUUGGGGGUCUAAUGUUUCAAUAAGAGACGCGGCUUCUCUUGAUCUUGUUAAUUGGUUACAAAACAGAAAAGAAUGGAAAGUUAUGAAUGGUAAAGAUCAUUUUCUUGUUGGAGGUAGAAUCACUUGGGACUUUAGGAGAUUAUCGGAUGAAGAAAACGAUUGGGGGAAUAAGUUUUUGUUCUUACCGGCUGCAAAAAACAUGUCGAUGCUUCUUAUUGAAUCAAGCCCUUGGAACUCAAACGAUUUUGCUAUCCCAUAUCCGACUUAUUUCCAUCCAUCUAAAGAUAAUGAUGUUUUUAGUUGGCAAGACCGGAUGAGAAAACUAGAACGAAAAUGGUUGUUCUGUUUUGCUGGAGCUCCACGGCCCGGUAACCCCAAAUCAAUUAGAAGUCUUUUAAUCAAUCAAUGCAAGAACUCGAGAGUUGGGAAGCUUUUGGAAUGUGGGAUUGUGCAAGAAAGUAAGUGUCAUUCUCCAAGUAGUAUAAUGAAAAUGUUUCAAAGUUCGGUUUUUUGCUUACAACCUCAAGGUGAUUCGUAUACACGAAGAUCAGCUUUUGAUUCGAUAUUGGCUGGAUGUAUACCCGUGUUCUUUCAUCCGGGUUCUUUUUACACACAAUACACUUGGCAUUUACCGAAAAACUAUACUAAAUACUCGGUUUUUAUCCCAGAGAACGAUAUUCGUAGGAAUAUAAGUUUAGAACAACGUUUAAGCCAAAUUGAUCCCGAAAAGAUCAAGAGGAUGAGAGAGGAGGUCAUAAAUUUGAUUCCUAGAUUGAUAUAUGCUGAUCCAAGAUCCAAAUUGGAGACCAUAAAAGAUGCAUUUGAUGUAUCGGUGGAUGCAAUCAUCGAUAAGGUGUCUAAAACGCGACAAGAUAUGAUCGACGGGCAUACGAAUGAUGAUUUUAUCGAAGAACUUAGCUGGAAGUACGCGUUAUCAGAAAAUGGCGAGUAUAUUGGAGUCCAUGAAUGGGAUCCAUUUUUCGCUAAAGCAAAACCGAAUAAUGGUAAUGGAAAUUAGGACAGAUUUAAGCAAACACGACAAGUUAGAAUUAUACGAACAAUGAUCUAAACCAACAAAAAGUUAUCAUUAGUAGGUUUAUUAUUUUGUCACCGUUUUAGUUAAUUAGUAGGAAGCAUAUAUGUUUAUGUUCUUUAGUUUUGGAUUUAAAUAUAUAGGCGACUAUUGAUUUUUUUUUGGUUA
This is a messenger RNA of Erigeron canadensis, 1809 nucleotides long. RefSeq names its product xyloglucan galactosyltransferase MUR3-like. The record is from RefSeq and is a predicted model, not a curated record. Bases 34 to 1626 code for a protein of 530 amino acids. Gene Ontology annotation, molecular function: glycosyltransferase activity. Lineage: Eukaryota; Viridiplantae; Streptophyta; Magnoliopsida; Asterales; Asteraceae. The transcript has a single exon.